This is a messenger RNA of Candidozyma pseudohaemuli, 702 nucleotides long. RefSeq lists its product as uncharacterized. The transcript has a single exon. NCBI's taxonomy places the organism in Eukaryota, Fungi, Ascomycota, Pichiomycetes, Serinales, Metschnikowiaceae. Bases 1 to 702 code for a protein of 233 amino acids. The record is from RefSeq and is a predicted model, not a curated record.
AUGGCUGCCCUCGCCGCUACUGCAUUACCUGUAUUCGGUGCACCAGUGAUCGAACAUCUUUUUGAAGAUGAUGAAUGUGAUUUUCACCGUCGAAAGUUUGUCAUCCCUUUCAAGCUUGAGUCAAGGGAUGAGUAUUUGGUUUGGCUUCAUGGCGUGUUGCUCGAAGUCCAGAGAGUCUUCGGAUGGAGGGAGUAUCAAUAUAUCCUCACUUACCUCAGAACUGGAAAAGAGGCAAAUGAAUGGUUGACUACAGAUAAAUUGAACCCAACCACUGCAGAAAAAGUCAAGCUCCAUUGCGAAUCCAUAGCUGAAGCUGUGCUUUCUGCUGGGGUCGAUGUUGGCGGGAGGCCUAGAUAUCUGAUGGAAGGUUGGAGAAAGUGGCAUUGGACCAAUUUCCAGUACAAUGCUAGACAAUUUGUUACAUUUUUGAUCAAAUGGGGGAACCAGCUCAACAUGGAUGAAGCCAAAUGCAUCCAGAACAGUCACAAGACAUGGGUUUAUCUUCAAGCUAAUUCUUUCACCGAUUAUGAAAGGUACUUUAUGGGAUUUUUUGGAACCCACGAUGGGCUCCACGAGGAAUCUGUUGGGGGUUACUACAGUUCUUUGGGCGUUACCUCAAUCAAUCUUGCCGAUCGAGUCACUGAGAACUUUCCAAAAGACUCAGGUAUCUAUGAGGCUGUAUUAGCAGGGUUCAAAGGAUGA